AUGUUAUGGUUAGCGAUGACGGACUGGUCUCCUAACACAAAUGAUGUGAAAACAUUUUUUAAUUUAAAUCAACAUAUUGAAACAUUACGUUUAACAUCAAUUCUAGGCGAUGAUGGUCGAUUUUUAUUUUAUUUGGGACCAAUACAAGAUAUACAUGAAUCAAGUAUAAGUGUGGAAGAAAAUGAACGUAAUUCUACACUACAGAAUUUAUAUGAUAAACUGAAGCAACAAUGUGAUAUUGAAAAAGCCUAUUUAUACCGUUGUGUUGAUACAGCACAAUCACAAUUGCUACAGAAAACGCAAGAAAAUAAUCGAAUUAAAUCAAUCUCAGCGGGAAAACAAGAAAAAAAUAAUGCAUUAAAAUUGAUAUUACGACGAAAGACAGAAGAAAAUCGUCGAUUACAAAAAGAAACAAUUAACGCAUCAAUGAAAAAAAAGACAACUGUUUUGCUUUGGCGUCAGAGGGCACUUUUACCAAUUUUAAAUAUAUAUAGAUUAUUGACAACAUUAUUGAAAAUAUUACUAAUUAAUAAAAAACAAUUUAUUAAAACACAUUUAGAUGUAAAUCGAAUGUAUAUUGUCGUAAUGACAUCUUUUGUUUCAAUUAAUACUUUGGCCAAAAUGUCUGUUCCCACAACAACACAAAUAACCAGUUUACUGGAUAAAAUGACAUCAAAUGAUAAGGAUUUUCGAUUUAUGGCUACAAAUGAUUUGAUGGCAGAUUUACAAAAAGAAUCGAUUAAAUUAGAUGAUGAUAGUGAACGACGUAUUGUUAAAGGUGUAUUAAAAUUACUAGAAGAUCAUAAUGGUGAAGUACAAAAUCAAGCUGUGAAAUGUUUGGGACCAUUAGUAUGUAAAGUGAAAGAAAAUCAAAUCGAAGUUGUUAUCGAUACAUUAUGUACAAAUAUAUUUAGUAAUAAUGAACAAUUACGAGACAUAUCAAGUAUCGGUUUAAAAACUGUUAUCAACUCAUUAGCUUUUUUGCAUACAUCAACAAUGGCAACAAAUAUAAGUAGAAAAAUAAUGAGUCGUUUAAUUAGUGCCAUACAACGUGAAGAACAACAACAACAAGGUAGUAUGAGUGCAGAUGAUUUGAAUAAAAAUAACAUGUCUUAUUCAUUGUUUUAUCCUAAAAUAGGUCAACAAACAACGAAAAGUGGUAGUGGAGCAACAGGAGCAGAUACAUCGAUUAUGAUUGGAAAUGGUGGACAAAAUCAGUUAGAAAUUUUAGAUAUAAUUAGUGAUAUGUUAGCACGAUUUGGCUCAAACUUAUCAUCCUUUCAUUUACAACUGAAACAAAUCUUGCUUAAUCAUUUGAAUUCAUCACGUUCGGCUGUUCGAAAACGUGUUACAAACUCAUUAAGCUAUUUAUUAUCAUCGUGUAACAUUCAAUUGUUCAACGAAGUUUUAACAAUAAUAUUAGACGAAUUAAAACGUAAACCAUCGUCAGCCAGCAAAAAAAUACCAUCGUCUUCAUCGACAAAUAACAAUAUGACAAAAACAUAUAUUCAAGCGUUAACAUCAAUAUGUCGUUUGGCAUCACAACGUUUAAGUGAUCAUAUGCGUGAUGUUAUUGAAAUAACCGUAUCUUAUAUUGAUAAUAGCUCUAAUUCUCAACAACAACAGGACGACGAAUUGAUUGAAUAUUCUUUACAAGCUAUUGAAACAUAUUUAAAACGUUGUCCGAAAGAAACAAAUGAAUAUGUACCAAAAAUAAUUGAUUUGUGUUUAAGAUAUAUUAAAUAUGAUCCAAACUGGAAUGAUCAAGAUGAUGAAGAUGAAGGUAAGUUUUCGUUAUCUUUAUUUCAAAAAAUGAGUAACAAUAAUGCAGAUGUAGAUGAAGAAGAUGAUAGCGAACAAGAUGACAAAGGCCAAGAUGAUUAUUCGGAUGACGAUGACGUUUCCUGGAAAGUUCGUCGAGCAUCAACAAAAUGUUUGGAAUCUGUUAUUAUUACACAUCAUGAAAUGCUAAAUGCUUAUUAUAAACAAAUUGUACCAGUAUUAAUUGAACGUUUCAAUGAGCGAGAAGAUACGGUUAAAGGCGAUAUAUUUCAUUGUUUUAAUACAAUAUUACAACAAACAAAAGCCUAUUAUUCACAUUCAGCAACUAACGAGCAAUUGUCAAUUGAGCCCACUGACGAUAGUAUGGAUACGGAUGUUGUUAGUGAUGAAAAAGAUCAAAAUCCAAUUGUACAAUUAAAAUAUUAUAUACCAGCAAUUGUUAAAUCAUUAUCAAAAAUAAUGAAAGAUAAAAAUACAAAAAAUCGUGAAAAUGCUUUUAUUGUUCUAACAAAUCUUGUUCAUGUUCAACAUAAUUUAUUGAGUGAACAUAUCGAUGUUAUUUUACCAAAUACAUCAUAUUCUCUAUCAACUGGUGCUAGUACAAGUAGCACAAAAUCAAUAAAGUCAAAUAAAACGAACGCAACUCUAACAUCGUCAGCAGCAAAAACAGCCACACAUUCAAAUUUAAAAAUAACGGCUUUAACGUUUUUAUAUUCACUGUUACAAUCUCAUGAUGAUACAACAAAAUUUCAUAAACAUAUUAAAACGAUGUUACCGCUCAUUAUUUUACAUGCCAAUGAUCCAUUUUACAAAAUAGCUUCGGAAGCUUUACUUGUACUACAACAAUUCAUUAAAAUAAUAAGACCAAAUGAAACGAUGAUUAAUCAGGAUUUUAAACAGUAUGUCAAUGAAAUAUAUCAAUGUACACAAAAACGAUUGAAACAAACAGAUAUUGAUCAAGAAGUUAAAGAACGGGCGAUUACAUGUUUUGCUCAUGUCAUUGCUUAUUUAGGUGAUUUACUUCCUGCCGAUUUACUUAAUUCAUGUUGGCCCCUACUCGAGGAACGUUUGAAAAAUGAAAUAACACGUUUGCCAACCGUUCGUGCAUUAACAAAAAUCAUUGAAUCACCUUUACGUCUUGAUUUACAACCGGUGCUUGUUUCAACAAUUCCAGUAUUAUCAUCUUAUCUAAGACAAAAUCAUCGUACAUUAAAAAUGAAUACAUUAACAUGUUUGACUUCAAUUGUGAAUUAUUAUUAUCCGGUUAAAUAUUUAACAAAUGAUUUAAUAUGUACAAUCAUCGUUGAAAUUCCAAAUUUAGUUACAGAAAAUGAUCUAUUAAUAUCACAAUUAGCAUUGAAAUUAAUGACUGUUAUCUCUAUUAAACAACAGGCAAUCGAUAAACAAACGAUUCAGUUAACUCUAACGCAAGUUCUAACGUUAAUACAAUCACCAUUAUUACAAGGUACAGCAUUAGAUUCGGUUAUUGAAUUUAGUCAAGCAUUAGUGCCUAAAACGAUACCCUAUAAAGAUUUUGUUAAUAUGCUAAUUAAACCGAUAUAUCAGCCUAUUCCAACAAGCAGCGUUCAACCACCAUCAUCAUCAUCAUCCUCAACAGCCACAGUAUUAGGACAUGAUUUACAAAAUUCAUUAGUUGUACAUAAACAAGCAUUUUAUUCAAUAGCUAAGUGUUUUGCCGCUGUAACAGUAAAAAAUAUAAACGAAGGACAACAUUUCAUCAAUAAAUUUCAAGAUGAUUUAAACAAUCAGAAAACGAGUGAUUCGAUCAAAAUUUUAGCAUUAUUAUGUCUUGGAGAAACUGGCAAGCAUACAGAUUUGGUUCAAUCAUCAUCAAAUUUACAACAAAUUAUUUUGGAUACAUUUUCAUCAUCAUCUGAAGAAUUGCGUAAUGCUGCUUCAUAUGCAUUAGGCUAUAUUGGCAUUCGUAAUUUAGAUAAACAUAUACCAUUUAUUUUAAAUGAAAUAACAACAAAUCAAUCAAAAAAACAAUAUUUAUUAUUACAUUCAUUAAAAGAAAUCAUUACCUAUCAUAGUCAUACUCAAAAUGAUAAUUAUAAAUUGUUACGUCCAUAUAUCAAUGAUAUUUGGUCAGCAUUAUUUGCUCACUGUGAAUGUUCUGAAGAAGGUACACGAAAUGUUGUUGCCGAAUGUUUAGGUAAAUUAACGUUAUUGGAACCAGAAAAAUUAUUGCCAAUAUUACGUGAAAGUUUUCUAAAAAAUCAAACUGACGAUAAAGCACAUGUACGUAGUACAAUAUUAACAGCAGUCAAAUUUACAAUACUAGAUCAACCGCAACAUAUUGACAAUAUUUUACGUUUAUAUAUUAAAGACUUCUUAAAUGCAUUGGAAGAUCCUAAUAUUCAUAUUAAACGUGUAGCAUUAGUCUUGUUCAAUUCAGCUGCUCAUAAUAAACCGGUGUUAAUUCGUGAUCUAUUAAAAGAUAUUUUAUUAGAAAAAUUAUAUCAAGAAACAAAAGUUCGUCCGGAAUUAAUUCGUGAAGUUGAAAUGGGUCCAUUUAAACAUACUGUUGAUGAUGGUUUAGAUUUACGUAAAGCUGCUUAUGAAUGUAUGUACACACUGUUGGAUACUUGUUUAGAUAAAUUAGAUAUAUUUGAAUAUUUAAAUUAUGUUGAAAAUGGUCUAAAUGAUCAUUAUGAUGUGCGUAUGUUAACAUUUUUAAUGGUCAUUCGUAUUAGUGUUUUAAUGCCAAAUAUUGUUCUACAACGUCUGGAACGUUUAAUUGCACCAUUAAAAAAAAUAAUUGAUACAAAAAUAAAAGCUAAUAGCGUUAAACAAGAAUUUGAAAAACAUGAUGAAUUAAAACGUGCAGCGAUAAAAUCAUUUUUAGCAUUACAACAAAUUAAAGAUGCUGAUAAAUCAACGGCUGUUGCUGAUUUUUUAAAUUUUAUUAAAGCAUCAUCGGAACAUAAUCAAAUGUAUGAAUAUGUACAACAUGAACAACAGCAACAAACAAUUAUAAACACGAAUAAUAAUUCGGCAGAAAUGAUGGAUCUUUCUUAA
Didymodactylos carnosus is the source of this 4824-nucleotide messenger RNA. The record is from the annotation of a GenBank genome assembly. NCBI's taxonomy places the organism in Eukaryota, Metazoa, Rotifera, Eurotatoria, Philodinida, Philodinidae.